This is a messenger RNA of Monascus purpureus, 2330 nucleotides long. NCBI's taxonomy places the organism in Eukaryota, Fungi, Ascomycota, Eurotiomycetes, Eurotiales, Aspergillaceae. The record is from the annotation of a GenBank genome assembly.
CCUUGCCCAGGUUUUUUGAAAAAAAAAAAAAAAAAAAUGAUGGCCCUGUGAUCAAUUUUCCCUAGCGGGACUCAUCCUGCCGAGCGAUGUCAUUACCAGAAAUAAAAAAACAAAAAACAAAAAAAAUACCAUACGUUACGCCGACUGUCGUCAAGCCUACCUAACAUCGUCCGGCUUUCGCUUCGAUCAUUCUUAUUUCGCACCUCUUAAAACCCAUUCCGCUCCCUCCUUCACGCCGGCUUCCCUGGUUCUCCCAUCCGGUCCCUCUUCUGCGUCCUGCGGCUUGCUCCCGUCCUCCCUUGUCUCGAGCUAACCCUCCUGUUCUCCCGCCGUCCCUCCGCUCUGAGCCUGCCUGUCCUCGAGCCAUUGGCUUCCUGCCAUCCUGCAAAGCUUCUCUUGAGCUCGUCGACCGGUUCGUGCGUCAUAUCGAUCACCUUGACAUUGACUUGACACCUUUGGAAAAGAAAGAAAGAGGAAGAAGAAAAGGGGGGAACUGUAUUCUCUACAUCGCGUCAUCCUUUGCUGUGAUCUCUUCUUUCCCCUCUUUCUAUCAAUUCAUCCAGUGGACAGUCGAUCACCUUUUAGUCUCGCUGUCCUUCUGAUUCCUACCUGUGUUUUCGUGGUCGAUAACUCUACUAUUAUCAAAUUAUCCCUUGUUAUAUCACUUUAUUAUCCUCAAUCAUACCGUAUACAAUGACUGCGCGUCAGUCUUCCCCCACGUCAGAUACCCUGGCUCAUUCCGACAGCGGUGUGCGCAAGAGGGUGUGCAAGGCCUGCGAUCGAUGUAGACUGAAGAAGUCAAAGUGUGAUGGUGCCAAUCCCUGUGGACGAUGUAGGGCAGACAAUGCCAUCUGCGUCUUUGGCGAGCGGAAGAAGGCUCACGACAAAGUAUAUCCCAAGGGAUACGUCGAAAUGUUGGAGCAACAGCAGGUCUGGCUUGUCCAUGGCCUUCAGGAACUAUAUCGACGAACCAGCGAAGGCGAAGGUUGGCCCGGGGACCCACUGAAAUGCGAAGCCAACGGCCAUCCGCUCACACACGACCUCCUGACAAGAUUGGGUGCCCUUGACCAAAGGAAAGGUGAACAUUUCGAAGAGGACACGGAAGCUAUGCAGCAAGAGCUAUGGCGACGGAGCUCUGGGUACAUGCAGCGUCAAGAGUCGUCCGACUGCAGCUCGGAAAGUGCCCAGUCGCCUGUCACCCAGUCUCGUUUCUCAGACGCCUUCACUGCUCGACAUCAACUCCCUCCCACGCCACCUACAUACAGCCCGCUAUCACGCAGCCAGCCAUUGAUCAAGACGGAGCCGCAGAUUGUGCCUAAUACGCCGUCGUACACUCAGCAACUGUCAAUGCAAGGCGUCGUCAACCCAAUAGCACUGCAAGGCCCGCAGCAACAAUGGCCCAACAGUGGCUUGCCCAGCAGUGGCUUUUGCGACUUUGAUGAUGUGGAUUUCAUGUCGCCUACCGACUACACAAGCAUGCCGUUUGACGAACAGCAGAUCAAUUCGCCCAUGUUCAACCGUCAAAUUCCCGUCAACUGCAUGGCAUCCAAUCUGUUCAUGGACACAAAGAGCGAAUACGAUGAUUUCAAUCAAUUUCUGAAUCCAAACCCAACGGAGAUCACAUCGAUCUAGAGAAAUGGACCCCUCCGAAACUCGGCCCUCGUUCAGUGUCGACGCUCUUUUUCCUUAUUUUUGUAUACGCCUUAACGAUGUGAUGCAUGUACACCAUACAUCUCCGUUUUCCCUUUUUUUUCGAUGACUUCCGUGGAUGCAGGUUCUAGUCAUUAUUCUACUUCCCCUUCCUUAUUCACGGCGAAGGAGAGGGGAAAGGGGACAGACAAGCAUGCUUGUCUUGCCUCAAGUGUACAGGGAAUUCUGACUAUCAUUCACUGAAGAGGCUUAAGUGUCAUUAUUAUUGUUCUUCUGUUUUGUCUUGUUAUAAAAUCCACCCAAGGUGUCUGGAGUCGAGGUUCAAAUCACUUGCAACGGAUGGGACUUUUGUUGCCCGUCUGUCAAGAAGGCGAGAGCAGGCGUCAGGAUAUGCUAAUUUCAACGGCUUGUCGCUUUUCUUUCUUUUCAACUGGGAACUCGAGAGAUGGAUUCUCUUGGUUUUUUAUUUCUACUAUAAUUGGGCUGGGAGGUUGUCUUGAUUUGAGAGUACCCUAAGUUGUUUGUUUCCGUUGAAGUUUAAGCAGCAGUAUCGCCAUUACACGAUUGUAAUGUAAUAGUCGAUGACUGACUCUAGUCCUUAAUUAUUAUUAAAUAGAAAUCUGCUGCUAGUCUCGAUCAAUUAUUAAUGCCGAGCGCCGAUGGAGAUAUCGGUCUUGCUG